GCCGCCGGCCGGAAGUUAAGCUAGAGCGUCGCCGGCGCGCCGCGGGAACGGGUGUGCGCUCUGCUUGGCGGGCACAGCCGGUCCCCGCCGCGCCCCCCAUGAAGCUGCGGGACGUCCCGUCCGCCUGCCCGCGGCUGUGGCGGUCCCUGCCCGUCCCGCCGGCCGAGCUGCGCCUGGACCUGGUGCUGUCGUCGGGACAGACGUUCCGGUGGUGGGAGAGCAGCCCCGGGGCCUGGACGGGGGUGCUGGGGGGGCGCGUCUGGACGCUGCGGCAGGAGCGGGACCGGCUCUGGUACACGGUGUACGAGGAGGAGGAGGAGGAUGGGGACGCGUGUCCUGACAAGGAUGGAGAUGUGUGUCCCACUGGGGCGGCGGAGCCGGACAGUGCCGAGACGGAGCAGAUCCUGCGCGACUACUUCCAGCUGGAUGUGGGGCUGCCAGCCCUGUACCGCGCCUGGGGGGCGGCCGACCCCCUCUUCCGAAAAGUGGCCAAGGACUUCCCAGGGGUGCGGGUGCUGCGGCAGGACCCUGUUGAGUGCCUCCUCUCCUUCAUCUGCACCUCCAACAACCACAUCUCCCGCAUCACCGCCAUGAUCGAGCGUCUCUGCUGCGCCUUCGGCCGCCGCCUCUGCCACCUCGAUGCCCGGCCUGUCCAUGCCUUCCCGUCUCUGUCGGCGCUCACAGGCGCUGACGCCGAGGCCCGUCUGCGGGCGCUGGGCUUCGGGUACCGGGCCAAAUUCGUCAGCGGGAGCGCGCGGGCCAUCGCCGAGGGGCUCGGAGCCGAGGGGCUGUGCCGGCUGCGCACCGUGCCUUACGCCGAGGCCAGGAGGGUGCUGUGCACCCUGCCCGGCGUGGGCACCAAGGUCGCUGACUGCGUGUGCCUGAUGGCGCUGGACAAGGCAGAGGCCGUGCCGGUGGACACACACGUCUGGCACAUCGCGCGGCAGCGCUACGGCGCGGUGCUGGGCGGCAGGAGCCUGACCCCCCGCGCCCACCAGGAGAUUGGUGACUUCUUCCGCGGGCUGUGGGGCCCCCGUGCUGGCUGGGCGCAGGCGGUCCUGUUCUGCGCCGACCUCCGCAAGGGCCAGGAGCCGGGCAGGCGGGGCCGCGCCAGGGGGUGCCGAGGCCAGGACAGCCACGGGGAUGGGGCCCCCUAGGUACACCCCAAGAGGGACGGAACCCCUGGGGCAGUGGCUGGCGGAGAAUCACUGUGACUGUUCCCAGCCUGGGGUGUCCGGGGGUCCCUGUCCCCUGCCCACUGUGUGCUUGGGAGCUGCUUCCCUGGGCAUUGGGGAUGAGGGGGGUCAGGGCUGUCCCCCCACCCAGGGCAGGGCAGAGCUGAGCAGUGUUGGCCUCUUCUCUUUAUUACAAGCAAUAAAAUAGAAACAUCCAUUUGGAAAA
Molecule: messenger RNA, 1401 nt
Organism: Columba livia (rock pigeon)
Lineage: Eukaryota; Metazoa; Chordata; Aves; Columbiformes; Columbidae
Gene: OGG1
Product: 8-oxoguanine DNA glycosylase
Exons: 8
Coding region: 99-1157 (352 amino acids)
Biological process (GO): base-excision repair; nucleotide-excision repair; base-excision repair, AP site formation
Cellular component (GO): nucleus
Molecular function (GO): 8-oxo-7,8-dihydroguanine DNA N-glycosylase activity; damaged DNA binding
Source: RefSeq, a predicted model, not a curated record